Messenger RNA from Guillardia theta CCMP2712, 792 nucleotides. RefSeq lists its product as hypothetical. The record is from RefSeq and is a predicted model, not a curated record. The transcript has a single exon. Bases 1 to 792 code for a protein of 263 amino acids. Lineage: Eukaryota; Cryptophyceae; Pyrenomonadales; Geminigeraceae.
AUGGAUGCAUAUCGCAACAUCGUAAAUUUGUUGGCACAUGCAUUUGUACAUGCACACGACACCGACAUGAACGAGAUGAGACAGCGGGUGAACAACUGUCUCACCAUCGACAACAACGAUACACGGGAGAUGUGGAAUGCAAUGCUGAACGAGGCCCAUGAAAACAUCACUUAUGAGAUAUUGGAAAUCUCGUUUUGUAUUAAUAAUGGGUUGCAGAUGACCCCACUACUGAGAAAACGGCUAUGGGAGUUUGUGUACAGGCUUACGAUGCAACAAACAAGAUCGAACAUCCAGCGAUUCGAAGAAUCCAACCAACUUUUCUACAUCCAAACAACGCUGUACACAGCAUCACGUGUCCAACAACUACUGCAAGAAUUUCAAGACGAGGAGCUGGUAGCUGGCCUGGAAGACUUCCGCUUUUUGUUCCAGCGAGAACAACAGACCAACCCCCGUGGAAGGCAAAGAAGCAAUAGACAGGCCUGGACAGACCACAUCACAGCAUUGGAAACUAUCCUACAGGAAUACCGAAUCCUUCGACGACGUGCAAAGCUUGUCAUGACCAGACCGCGCAACUACAAAUUUGCAUUCAUCGUUGCACAUAUCAUAGACAGCACCGGGCAGAUGAUCCUUGCAUGGGCAACCCAGAGCAUGCAAGACGCGCUUACAUCGAUUGAACAAAUCGAGAGGGAGGGCGACAAUAUCCCUGGGCAGCAAAAACGGUCUUCCAGGACAUACGCAGACUUGGACGAUGACAUCACCGCUGAGGACGAGAUAUGGCCAGACACCGAUUAA